AUGGCAGUCGACGCAAUGGAUCUCGACUCAAACCCACCCACCACAAUUGAUCUCCCCGAGCGCAAGCGCAAGCACAAGUCGCAAGACUCGACCUCCUCCACAAAGAAGCGCAAGUCCGAUGAGAAGAAGAGCAAGAGCAAGCCCAGCUCCAGCACCAAGAGCAAGAAUGCCGGGACAAAGAAAACGCAGACAGUACCGGACUCGCCAUACACACUAACAACUGCGACGCUUUAUCUCCCCCUGUCGCCUAUCUCUAUCUCUCCGACCCAUGCGCUUGCAUCGCUGCUGGCCGAGCACCUUUCUCCUCUCCUCUUAACCUACUACCCGCCAUUGAAGGGUAUAGUCCUUGCGUACUCUAACGCCUCGAUAUCGUCCACGCCACCAAGCGCCUCCUCCGCAGCGCAGUCGCAAGACCCCAGCCCACAGCCAUUGACUCUCGCAACAUCCGCCAACGAAUACGGUGUUCUCUACGUCUACCUGACAGCCACAUUUCUCGUCUUCAGACCGCAGCGCGGUCAGAUCCUCGAGGGUUGGGUAAACGUGCAAUCUGAAGGCUUCCUAGGCGCGGUAGUCCUAAACCUGUUCUCCGUGGGCAUCGAGCGGAAGCGCCUCCCAACGAAUUGGAAAUGGAUCCCCCCAGGCGAGGAAGCCCCCGCAGCCAACAAAACGGACGACGAAAGCGAAUCCGACGCCCCAACUAAGAACUUCGACCCUGAAAAGGAGCUUUUCACCCCCGUCUCCCUAGCCUCGGACGCAAACCCUCUCUCGGAAACAACGUCUAAACCUGCCCGUGAAGGUCAAGAAGCAGGAGAAGAUGAGUCCGCGGAAGGAUACUUCCAGUCCGUCUCUGGCCACCGCGUUUGCGGAACCGUUCGUUUCCGUGUCCUUGAUAUCGAUGUUAUCCCCGGCACAGACCGCGAGCGCGGGUUUAUGAGUAUUGAGGGGAGCAUGCUUUCGCCCGAGGAGGAGAAGAGAGUUGUUGAGGAUGAGAAGAAUGGGGUUUUGAGCACGGCGACGCCGAGAAGGCCGGCGGCCAGUGCGAUUACUAUGUCUGGGGCGUUGGCGAUUGCGCCUGCCACUGCGACUGUGACGGUUAGUGAGCCUGAGAAGAUUGAAGAAGAUCAGGAGCAGGAGCAGGAGCAGGAGCAAGAACCUGCCGUGGAAACGCCUAGUAAACCGAAGGCGAAGAAGAGCAAGUCUGAUGAUAAGGAUAAGUCCGAGAAGAAGGAGAAGAAGUCCAAGUCCAAGUCGGAUGACAAGGAGAAGAAAGAGAAAAAAUCGAAGUCGAAGAAGGUGAAGGAAGAGAAAUGA
Aspergillus chevalieri is the source of this 1311-nucleotide messenger RNA. RefSeq names its product DNA-directed RNA polymerase I subunit RPA43. Gene Ontology annotation, biological process: DNA-templated transcription initiation. The transcript has a single exon. Bases 1 to 1311 code for a protein of 436 amino acids. The record is from RefSeq and is a predicted model, not a curated record. Gene Ontology annotation, cellular component: RNA polymerase I complex. Lineage: Eukaryota; Fungi; Ascomycota; Eurotiomycetes; Eurotiales; Aspergillaceae.